AGUACGGUCACCGGUGACGACACCUCACGAGGAACUCUGCUGAAGGACAUCUGGGAAGUCUGCACCUUCAGGCCGUUCGCUGACCUGGUGGGCUUGGGGAUGCUGUCAGUAUUUGGCGCCAUUCUGCAGCAAUGGUCCGCGGCCCUCGCAAUUCAAUACGCCUUUGGCCUUGAAGACCAACUGCAGAAUCUUCUCCUCGCUCUUUUGGGAGCAACUGUUCUAGCCGUCCCCGUCGCCGCCCUACUGCUGACCCGUUUUGAGAAGAAGCUAGUAUUGGCAGGAUUCGCCUUGGCAAGUAACGCUUUACCAAAUAUUGAUCGUAUGAAGGUUUAUCUGUGGCGGUAAUCGACAUAGCAAAAAGUGUUACGAGCCUUAUCCGUACACAAAGUAUAGCUGCCCAACAAGCUUUCAACCAGUCCUCUGGUCCUUUUCAAUUGAUUUCUCUGAUUCGACCCAAAGCCUAUAUCACGUGACUUGAACAGAAGUGUGACGUCAGCAACGAGUCGAAUGUGACCAGGAGUUGGUAUACCCCCCGUCGUCUGCAACCUAAGAAGUCACAUAUCCACAUCGAGUCCACUGGACAUUUGGUGGGUUUGGAGGAGGACUCAGAAAUCCAGUCACAGAGCAGAAUCACUUCCUAAGAGGAGUAAAAGAGGCCAACUAGAUGAGGGGAUCAUCGACCAUCCCUCAACAGAGAUGGGGCCGAUACCGACUGCUGGGCUCCUUCUCUACUAUGUUAAAUAUACUCGUUUGAAAUAAGCUUUGAUUUGUUGUUAAUAUGAAGCGAAGUUGUGUUGGAACAAAACGUACCAUUUUCCAUCUACAGUUAGUGAUUGGAGUUUCGGUGGGCCUGAUGUAUGCUCCGGCACGGCGACUGGAUGUUUUUUUCGUACUGUUCUGUCUCAUUGGGAUUGGAUUUGCCGGUCCAAACUACAUACCAUGGACUAUGCUGACUGACGUGGCGGAUGACUUUAAGAUCCAGAAGGGGAAGAGGCGGGACAUGCUGUUCCAGACGUUAUACCAGUCCCUGAAUAUAGCCGCCGUACUGCUCGCUUCAGUGACCUCAAUAGUGGCUUUGGAGAUCGGCGGUUACCAGUCCAGUGCAUGCACCCAGCCGGAUUCCGUCGCCUUCACCACCCGCCUGCUGGUCUCCUUCAUCCCGGCGGGGGCGACCCUCCUCAGCCUGGUCUUCCUCUGGCGCUACCAGCUCACAGGAGAGAGACUCGCGGCGAACAAGGCUGUGCUAGAGGAACGAAGGACUCAGCAGUCUUCAGACAGCGGUAACACCGACACGGCAGCACCUCCACCGUCUCUGGCCACGAAGUCACAUGACUUACCGGACAUGCGCGGACCGGUGCAGCUGACUUACUUCGGGCCUUACGGUUCCUUCCGGUUUAAACGCCCUUAAGGUAGCCAGGGUAUGUCUGGCUGAGGUAUAUAUGGAAAUAAAAUCAACCAUUUCCUCUGUUUCAUUGGCCUACUGUUAUGGGAAAGAAGUGAAACCCUUCAAUUGAAAAUAAAUUCAGAAUAGUUGUCAGUACUCCGUUAAUUCAUUUAUGUAUUUCGAUUGCCGUCCUCCGUU
Branchiostoma floridae (Florida lancelet) is the source of this 1582-nucleotide messenger RNA. Its product is annotated as sodium-dependent lysophosphatidylcholine symporter 1-B-like. The coding region runs from base 779 to 1408 and encodes 209 amino acids. Gene Ontology annotation, cellular component: membrane. Lineage: Eukaryota; Metazoa; Chordata; Leptocardii; Amphioxiformes; Branchiostomatidae. Gene Ontology annotation, biological process: carbohydrate transport. The record is from RefSeq and is a predicted model, not a curated record. Gene Ontology annotation, molecular function: symporter activity. The transcript has 6 exons.